Molecule: messenger RNA, 150 nt
Organism: Emiliania huxleyi CCMP1516
Lineage: Eukaryota; Haptophyta; Isochrysidales; Noelaerhabdaceae
Exons: 2
Coding region: 1-150 (49 amino acids)
Source: RefSeq, a predicted model, not a curated record
AUGGUGUUCAUCGCCGUUUAUCGCGGUGAUGAUCACAUCGCCCUGCUCAUUGACCUCGUCGAGACCGUUGACCUGUCGGUCGACCAGCAACAUGCUCUUCAGCAGCCUCCUUCCGAGGAAGUCGACGCCUUUGCCUGUCCACCACCCUGA